UAGAGGCAGUAGGAAGGCAAAGGGGCUGGAAGCUGGAGAGGGCUGGAGCUGGAAGGCUCUCCGGCGGCGAGAGGUCCUGCCCAGCUGUUGGCGAGGAGUUUCCUGUUUCCCUCCCGGCGCCCGGGUAGAGUUGAUGAGUGAGUCACUCGCGCGCACCGACCGACGACACCCCCCGCGCGCGCACACGCUCGCUUGGGGGACGGAGCCCCAGCCUUCUGCGCAGCUCUCCUCGGCCGCCGGGGGCCUCCUCCCGGCCUCCAAGCUCCCCCGAUCUCCGGCCACAUCUGGCCCGCACUUCUGCCCGGCGCGCUCAGGACGGCCCAGGCAUACUGAGAGGACGAAGAGUCAAGGCGCAGCCCGGGGUCCCCGAGGCUCGGUUCGCGGCGCCUCAGGGGCCGGUCUAUGACGAGCGACGGGGGCUACCAUGGGUCGGGGGCUGCUCCGGGGCCUGUGGCCGUUGCACAUCGUCCUGUGGACGCGCAUCGCCAGCACGAUCCCACCGCAAGUUCCCAAGUCGGAUGUGGAAAUGGAGGCCCAGAAAGACGCGCCCAUCCACCUAAGCUGUAAUAAGACCAUCCAUCCACUGAAACGCUUUAACAGUGACGUGAUGACCGGCGACAACGGCGGGGCGGUCAAGCUUUCGCAACUGUGCAAGUUUUGCGACGUGAGAUUGUCCACUUGCGACAACCAGAAGUCCUGCAUGAGCAACUGCAGCAUCACAUCCAUCUGUGAGAAGCCACAAGAAGUCUGUGUGGCUGUGUGGAGGAAGAAUGAUGAGAACAUUACACUGGAGACGGUGUGCCAUGACCCCAAGCUUACCUACCAUGGGUUUGCCGUAGAAGACGCCACUUCACCCAAGUGCAUCAUGAAGGAGAAGAAAAGGGCCGGCGAGACUUUCUUCAUGUGUGCCUGCAACGUGGAGGAGUGCAAUGAUCACAUCAUCUUUUCAGAAGAAUACACUGCCAGCAAUCCUGACCUGUUCCUGGUCAUUAUCCAAGUGACGGGCGUCAGCCUCCUGCCUCCGCUGGGCAUUGCCAUAGCUGUGAUCAUCAUCUUCUACUGCUACCGUGUCCAUCGGCAACAGAGGCUGAGCCCGUCCUGGGAGAGCAGCAAGCCCCGGAAGCUCAUGGACUUCAGCGAUAAUUGCGCCAUCAUCCUGGAGGACGACCGCUCGGACAUCAGCUCGACGUGUGCCAACAACAUCAACCACAACACGGAACUGCUCCCCAUUGAGCUGGACACACUGGUGGGGAAGGGCCGCUUCGCCGAGGUCUACAAGGCCAAGCUGAAGCAGAACACUUCGGAGCAGUUCGAGACUGUGGCAGUCAAGAUCUUCCCCUAUGAGGAGUACACGUCAUGGAAAACGGAGAAGGACAUCUUCUCAGACAUCAACCUGAAACACGAGAAUGUCCUGCAGUUCCUGACUGCUGAGGAGCGGAAGACGGAGCUGGGAAAGCAAUACUGGCUGAUCACAGCAUUCCACGCCAAGGGCAACCUGCAGGAGUACCUCACCAGGCAUGUCAUCAGCUGGGAGGACCUGCGGAAGCUGGGUAGCUCCCUGGCCAGGGGCAUCGCCCAUCUCCACAGUGACCACACUCCCUGUGGGAGGCCUAAGAUGCCCAUCGUCCACAGGGACCUCAAGAGCUCGAACAUCCUCGUGAAGAAUGAUUUGACCUGCUGCCUGUGUGACUUCGGGCUGUCCCUGCGUCUGGACCCUACUCUGUCUGUGGAUGACUUGGCCAACAGUGGGCAGGUGGGGACAGCAAGAUACAUGGCCCCCGAAGUUCUAGAAUCCAGGAUGAAUUUGGAAAACGUGGAGUCCUUCAAGCAGACAGAUGUCUACUCCAUGGCUCUGGUACUCUGGGAAAUGACAUCCCGUUGCAAUGCGGUGGGAGAGGUGAAAGAUUACGAACCCCCAUUUGGCUCCAAGGUCAGGGAGCACCCUUGUGUGGAGAGCAUGAAGGACAACGUGCUGAGAGAUCGAGGACGGCCUGAAAUCCCCAGCUUCUGGCUCAACCACCAGGGCAUCCAGAUCGUAUGUGAGACGCUGACAGAGUGCUGGGACCAUGAUCCUGAGGCCCGCCUCACAGCCCAGUGUGUGGCAGAGCGCUUCAGUGAGCUGGAGCAUCCAGAUAGACUCUCUGGGAGGAGCUGCUCCCAGGAGAAGAUUCCAGAAGAUGGCUCACUGAACACUACCAAAUAGCUUUUUCUGGGCAGGCUGGACCAAGCCUCCAGAAGCCGCCUUUUCACCAAAGACCAGAGGCAGCUGGAUGCUAUCCUGACGGAUGCUUCUGGGAAACCAAGGACUUGCUCCCUUCUUACCUGAUAGCUGCUCCAUAUUCAGAAGCAGCAGCAGCAGCAGGAGGAGCAGUAGGGGCUAAGUGACAGAGAGCAUUCUGUGCCUUGGAUUUUGUCAUGGCAUAAGCUGUAUUAGCACCUCCUCAGGAAAUGAGAUUGAUUUUUACAACAGCCAAUAACAUUUGCACUUUAUUAAUGCCUGUAUGUAAAUAUGAAUAGCUAUGUUUUAUAUCUAUAUAUCUAUAUAUGUCUAUAUCUCUCUAUCUAUAGCCAUACUCUGCAAGGAGACAGAGAAAAAGAUCAAAUGCUCCGGGGAAAUUAGCUUUUAUUGAGGAGUUCCAAAAGGAAGCAGAAGGGACUGGGAACAACAUUAGCACUUGACAAUCACACACGCAAUGGUCCCCCGAAUGUGGGGUUGGGGGGAUGGUUGCAUGAAUAGGAUCCAUGCCUCACAGCCUGCUUUGGCCACAAAACACUUCUGUUUUGCAAUAAUUGUCCUCUACAUGCGGGUGCUCUCCCGGCCAGGGAGCUAAGUUCCAGCCCACCGCUGUGUCCCAGGGUCUUCCAUGUGCCUUGCUUUUGUUCAUAUUAUCAUCGACAUUCAAGCCCCACAUUUGGCUUGUGAACCUGUGGACUUGCCUAGAGCGCUGGCCUCACCCUUCUGCUUUCAUGGGCCGCUGAAAUCAAUAAGGACAGAUUCCCCACCCAUGAAUCUGAUAAGAUUGUGCUGUUUGAUUUUUCUUCUGUGCCGAAGUUACUAUUACUCAUUCCCAGCUGUUCUCAGUUGUUUUUUUGGUUUAGUGUGGCACACGCCGCACCCCGCCCCUGCAGCAUUGUGUUUCAUUUCUGUCACUCUCCUGCGGAAGUCGCCAGCUUGCCAUGGCAACACCCAUGGCUUCCAUCUUCCCAGGCGCCUGGAUAGGAGACAGAAUUUAAAUGACACACACUGCCCAUACUGUACAACUGUGUCUGGGGAUACUUUGAGCCCGUGUUUUGCUUAGUCAGCACAAUGUCUGUAAAAGUUUAAGUAUUGGAGAAAAAUCUCCAUUCUAGGUGAGGAGGAAGUGUGUUCCCGCCCCCCACCUCUAGAGGGCACCAUUUAAAGUCAGAUGGUGUGACUGGCACCUCUGCUUCUCUUCGCAGCCUUAAACAGUCUUCACAUUACCCACCCCCACCCAAGUCUGGAAAUGAAAGCUGCUGCCAGUCAAGAUCCAUUGUAAGAAAUGAGCAUUUGGGAACCUGGAGAGAUAGCUCAGCAAAUAAAAACGAGUGCCUUACAAGCAAGAGGACCUGAGUUCAGUCCCCCAGAACCCAUUGUCCUCGGAACACACUUGUAAUCUCAGCACUGGGGAGGUGAACACCCAUGGGAGCUUAUUGGUCAGCUAAGAAGACUCUCGGCAAGGUGAACAGUAUCCUGGUGAAUAACCCUGUCUUUGACCUCUGACCUUCAGACACACAUGCACCACACAUGCACCAUCACACACAUACACACACUAGAAAUGGGCAUUCAAGCCACCAUGCAUUGGUGCCAUGCUGGACUGCACGUACCUUGUCUGAUGUUAUGAAUUGAAGCUGACUAGGAAUUGGAUCUCAGGACCUCCUGUGCAUGAUCCUCAUUAGGUCAAGUUCUUGGUCUCUGCAUGGUCCUAACCCUUGCAGGAACGACUUUGAAGAGGGGACACACAAAACUUCCAUGUGGAGUCUGGAAAUCUGUGUCCACUUGGAUGAGUGCAAAGAAUGGGAUUUCAAUAGGGAUCUUGCUAAUCCACCUGCAGAUGUGGAUGUGGCUAGCAACAGUGCCUUUAAGAAAAAAAAUUGUAUUUUUGAAGCAUCUUUUCAACCAAAUAGGAACAUGAUUGAAGGACCACCAAAGAUCUUUUUAUUCUGUCUGGACCAUGGGAGGCCUCAGAUCAGAGGGGGGGUUUAGGAUACAUGGUCAAGAUGGGGAUGGGACAGAAAUCUGUGUACUCGGCCCUGUGGAAGUGUGUUGAGCAACACCUUGGAAAUCCCCCAAAUCCAUUUGCACCUUAGGGCGUGCCGACGCCCUCCCAAUCGCUGUUGUUCACCGCCCUCUAGCGGUGAGUUUCUAGAAUACUGGUCCACUAGUGGGAUUUCUAGGGUUCAAAAGUGAUUUCUUCCGGGUUAUCAUCAGAAACUGGAACACAGUGUCAUGUUACUGUGGCUUGUUUUGUUUAUGUCAUUUUUUUCUUAUUCAAGAAAAAGACCAAGGAAUAGCAUUGCAGUCAUUCCUCGCCAUGCUGACUUCUGUUCACUACUCCGCAUAAAGGGAAGGUUUUAUUCUUUUAUUGAACACUUCAGCCAUACUCAUGUAUUAAAAUAGGAAUGUGAAUGCACCAUGUUCUUUUUAUAUCAAAAUCUAAAGCACUUAUUUUCAUUCUAUGCAGUUUUUCUUUUAUAUAAAUAAAAACGUCAAGUAGAUCAAAUAAAUCAAAGUUAAUGGAC
This is a messenger RNA of Myodes glareolus (Bank vole), 4761 nucleotides long. RefSeq names its product transforming growth factor beta receptor 2 (gene Tgfbr2). Gene Ontology annotation, molecular function: transforming growth factor beta receptor activity, type II; ATP binding; metal ion binding. Gene Ontology annotation, cellular component: signaling receptor complex; plasma membrane. Lineage: Eukaryota; Metazoa; Chordata; Mammalia; Rodentia; Cricetidae. Gene Ontology annotation, biological process: cell surface receptor protein serine/threonine kinase signaling pathway; heart development; protein phosphorylation. The record is from RefSeq and is a predicted model, not a curated record.